AUGGCAAUCUAUUCAUCAGUCCCGCCACCCGCACAACAGGCUUCCGGUUUAGCAGGUCCAGAUAUCGAAGCCUGGACGGUGUCUGCUUUAGAGUCACUCAAUGUUUCUCCCACUGCUCGCGGUACUGGAGUUACACUCUCCAUUCCUCUUGAACAGGAUGAGCUUCCCAAAGACGCGACACCCUCGAGGCCCGUUGCCUACAAACCUCGCAAAGAACUUUUGAAACGCGAUAGCCAAAAACACAGAGAGACAUUGCUGAGGGGAAAGGAGGGCAGUCGUAGACGCCAAAGAUGGGAGAACGAUCAUCUUCUCCAUGUUCCAAAUGCUCAACCACCACUUCCAAGUGACUGGGAAGUUCGCCCGACCUACCCCGUUCAUCACGUACCGUAUUACUUGGCUCCUUUGUGGGAUGCGGGUGUUCGUCAUCGAGCUGAGGAAAUUGCUGCCGAGAAGAAAUUGGACAAAGCAAGAAAAUCUGGCAGCUGUGAGGAGAGAGGUCGUGUCCCGCAAGAUUUGAGGCAGAAGCUCAAGAAGAGCAAGGGAGCUAAGAGUCUUUUGCAAGACUUGGAGGAGGAGGUGAGAAAGUUCGUGCAAGAAUACGAAGGAAAGCAGAGAAUCCUAGGACAGAUGAAGGAAGAUGAAAUGGAUAGUGAGGAUGAAGAGAUUGUGUUCAUUGGAAGAAAUGGCACAAUGAGUGAUGAACAACGGAAUCUAGUAGAAGAAGAGUUACAAAGAGAAAAACUGGUCUUCGAUUCAUUAGCUGACGAUACAGGGGCAAGCUUCGGACGCUGGCUUGUCCAUUCUAUUGCAUCUUACUAUGGUCUCACUUCUCGAUCUAUCACAGUUGGCGAUCCCGCUCGUCGUGAGGCCUAUGUCGGUAUAAAGGAAAUGGGUACAGGUGGACAGGUUUCUCGUCUUCAAUCAGACCUCCCCCGUCCAUUGUGGGGAAUGAUCUGA
Botrytis byssoidea is the source of this 957-nucleotide messenger RNA. RefSeq lists its product as uncharacterized. The coding region runs from base 1 to 957 and encodes 318 amino acids. Gene Ontology annotation, molecular function: nucleic acid binding. The record is from RefSeq and is a predicted model, not a curated record. The transcript has 3 exons. Lineage: Eukaryota; Fungi; Ascomycota; Leotiomycetes; Helotiales; Sclerotiniaceae.